UUCAAAAAGUAGUUUCUAGAAAGGACGGAGCAAAGGACUGAGAAUUUUUAAAGAGUGCCCUUUCUGCUUCUUCUUCAUCCGAACCUCAGGGCUCAGAUUAUUGUAAUUGACUUGCUUGACUCGCUUCAGUAAUGGGGGAGUUUACUCCCAAUCCCAAUCUCCAUCUUCUCCCAUCAAUGAAGCUUUUCGUUCUACUUCUACUCAUCAAUUCCAUCCUCACCUUCCACUCUGCUCUCUCUGAAAUUUUCUUCGAAGAGCGAUUCGAAGAUGGAUGGAAGAGUCGUUGGGUCUUAUCUGAUUGGAAAAGAAGUGAAGGGAAAGCUGGGACUUUUAAGCACACCGCCGGAAAAUGGUCUGGAGAUCCAGACGAUAAAGGUAUUCAGACUUACAAUGAUGCUAAGCAUUUCGCAAUAUCUGCAAAGAUACCAGAGUUCUCCAAUGAGAACAGAACUCUAGUGGUUCAGUAUUCUAUCAAAUUUGAACAGGAAAUUGAAUGUGGUGGCGGGUACAUCAAGCUUCAUUCUGGUUAUGUCAAUCAGAAGAAAUAUGGCGGUGAUACCCCUUACAGUAUGAUGUUUGGACCGGAUUUAUGUGGUACACAGACGAAAAAACUUCAUGCAAUACUUUCUUACCAGGGGCAGAAUUAUCCUAUAAAGAAGGAUUUGCAAUGCGAAACAGACAAGUUAACUCAUUUCUACACGUUCAUUCUUAGGCCCGAUGCUAGUUACAGUAUCCUUGUCGAUAAUCGAGAACGAGAUUCUGGAAGCAUGUACAGUGAUUGGGACAUCCUGCCACCUAGGAAAAUCAAAGAUGUUAAGGCAAAAAAGCCUGCCGACUGGGAUGACAGAGAAUACAUUGAAGAUCCUAAUGAUGUUAAACCGGAGGGAUACGAUUCAAUUCCAGCUGAGAUUCCUGAUCCGAAGGCAAAAGAGCCUGAUACAUGGGACGAGGAUGAGGAUGGCAUAUGGAAGGCUCCUAAGGUUCCAAAUCCAGCAUACAAGGGACCGUGGAAGCGUAAGAAAAUCAAAAACCCCAAUUACAAGGGAAAGUGGAAGACUCCAUGGAUUGAUAAUCCAGAGUUUGAGGACGAUCCUAAUCUUUACGUGCUAAAACCAAUAAAGUAUGUGGGCAUUGAAGUUUGGCAGGUAAAAGCUGGAUCAGUUUUUGACAACAUUUUGAUAUGCGAUGACCCACAGUAUGCAAAGGAAGUUGUUGAUGAUACGUUUGCAAGGAAUAAGGAGGCAGAAAAGGAAGCUUUUGAGGAAGCAGAGAAAGAAAGGAAAGCUAGGGAAGAAAAGGAGGCUGAGAGGGCUCGAGAGGAAGGUGAAAGGAGAAGAAGGGAACGAGACAAUCGUCAUAGAGAUAGGCGGAGGCAUUAUCGAAGGGAUCGGCAUGACUUUGAUGACUACUACCAUGAUGAGUUAUGAGGAUGGUUUGGAAGUCCCACUAGCUUCAGUUCAGUUGGUCCAAAGGACAUCCUCCAACCGUGCUUCUGCUGUGACAUUAGAAACCUAACUGCCUUCAAUUAAAAUUAUUGUAUUGAAAUUUGCACAUUUAAGGGGUUCUGUAGUUUUCUUUCCACUUUGUAUUUCUUGGGUUUGAAUCUUUGCAGGUCCUGAAAUUUGCUUUUCAGAACAGCAAAUUCCAAGUCAUAUGGACUCAUUGAUUAUUAAUAAUUUUACUCAUAAUUAUUUCUC
This is a messenger RNA of Benincasa hispida (wax gourd), 1697 nucleotides long. It is a transcript of the gene CRT3, whose product is annotated as calreticulin 3. Gene Ontology annotation, biological process: ERAD pathway; protein folding. Lineage: Eukaryota; Viridiplantae; Streptophyta; Magnoliopsida; Cucurbitales; Cucurbitaceae. Gene Ontology annotation, cellular component: endoplasmic reticulum; endoplasmic reticulum membrane. Gene Ontology annotation, molecular function: calcium ion binding. The record is from RefSeq and is a predicted model, not a curated record.